This is a messenger RNA of Scatophagus argus, 4543 nucleotides long. RefSeq names its product leishmanolysin-like (metallopeptidase M8 family) (gene lmln). The transcript has 17 exons. Gene Ontology annotation, cellular component: cytoplasm; membrane. Gene Ontology annotation, molecular function: metalloendopeptidase activity. NCBI's taxonomy places the organism in Eukaryota, Metazoa, Chordata, Actinopteri, Scatophagidae. The coding region runs from base 302 to 2248 and encodes 648 amino acids. Gene Ontology annotation, biological process: proteolysis; cell adhesion. The record is from RefSeq and is a predicted model, not a curated record.
GGCACAUCGCGUCCACAGACGAUCUUCAGACGCCCUGUGCUCUCCUCUCAGCUGACACACAGCAACAAACCGGGAGCCGCCGUCCAGCCUCUGUCGGGAGCAGAUUUGACCUCUUACCGGCCGGUGUUUUGCCACCACUGCAGCCUCUUCUCUUCAUAUUUAAACGUCAUUUUUCGCGGGAUGCUAACAUGUUCUGAUUCACCCUGCAAGCGAUGAGUGAACCGAGUACCGAGAGGACCGGGCCGAAGGAGGUUCUGUUGAGUUCGGGCUGCCGAGCCUCGCUUGUCGGGCUGGUCGGAGGAUGGAGCCGAGGCUGAACGGGGAUGGCAAGCCGUCCGUGUCCUGGUUCCUCGGCCCUGCCCUCAUUUUCUCCAUCCUGGCUGUGUUAGUGAGCUGCCAUGGGACGUGCAAACACAGAGCCCCGUCUCCCGGUGAGGUCGUCCAUCAUGUGCACUUGAAGCCUGAGCGCUUGACUAAGAGAAGCCCCCCUGACGACCUUCAGCUGAAGAUAAAGAUCAUCUACGACUACAGCGUUGACCAGCUUCCUGCAGACAAGAGACGACUGGUUAAGGAUAAGCUGUUUCCUCAGGCCAUUGACUACCUGCAGAGGGCCUUCAGUGUGAGGCGCAGGGUGGGGCCGGUGCUGCUCAGCAGACAAUGUGCGACCAACCAGUACCUGAGGAAGAGAGAUGACCCUCAUCGCUACUGCCAGGACGCCUGUGCGGACGUCACCCGGUGUGGCCCCAUCAUCGUCCCACAGCACCACCUGCAGCAAUGCAAGGUGUGCAGUGAAUCAGGGAAAUCAUGUGGUCCCGCGGGGCCCCCGGAUGGUCCCGGAGUCGAAGGGUCUGACUUUGUGCUGUACGUCAGCGGCGUCCCCACAGAGCGCUGCGGACAGGAGAACAUCGUCGCCUACGCCGCCUACUGCCAGCUGGAGGCGGAGCUGGACAGACCUAUAGCAGGCUACGCAAACCUGUGUCCUGCCAUGAUCUCCUCUCAGCCUCAGGAGUUUGAAGGGAUGCUCUCCACCGUCAAACACGAGAUCAUCCACGCUCUGGGGUUCUCAGCGGGCCUGUUUGCCUUCUACCAUGACGACGAGGGCAAACCUCUGACUCCUCGCUUCGCCAGCGGCCUGCCCGCCUUCAACGAGAGUCUCGGUCUGUACCAGUGGAGUGAUGCAGUGAUCAGGAGGGUCAGCCGGUUGUGGGACAUCAGAGGAGGAGAGAUGGUCCGACACCAAGUCCACGUCCUGGUGACUCCGCGCGUUGUGGAGGAGGCCAGGAGACAUUUUAACUGUCCCAUCCUGGAGGGAAUGGAGCUGGAGAACCAGGGAGGGACGGGAACUGAACUGAACCACUGGGAGAAGAGACUGCUGGAGAACGAGGCGAUGACGGGCUCCCACACUCAGAACCGGGUGUUUUCUCGGCUGACGCUGGCCAUCAUGGAGGACAGCGGCUGGUACCGAGCCAACUACAGCCUGGCCCAGAAGCUGGACUGGGGCCGCGGCCUCGGCUGCGACUUCGUCAUGAAGAGCUGCAAGUUCUGGAUGGACAGGCAGAGACAGAGACGACAUGCCGUGACUCCAUACUGCGACACAGUGAGAGCUUCUCCUCUGCAGCUCACCUGCAGACAGGACCAGCUGGCUGUGGCCGUCUGCAACCUGCAGAAGCACCCACAGGAGCUGCCGCUGGAGUACCAGUAUUUUGAGAGGAUCCCUGACGUGGCAGCUGAUCAGCUGCCGUUUUUCGGCGGCGCGGUGGAGAUCGCCGACUACUGUCCCUUCAGCCAGGAGUUCAGCUGGCACCUGAGCGGAGAGUAUCAGAGAAACUCGUACUGCCGAGUGUCUGAGAACCAGCCAGACUGGUGGAGGAACUAUGGAGCAGAGCAGUACGGACCGGACUCCGUGUGUCUGUACCAGAAGUCGGCCUUCGUUAUGGAGCAGUGCUCCAGGAAGAUGACGUACCCCGACUGGGGCUCCGGUUGCUACAAGGUGUCGUGCUCGGCUCAGGGCCUGACGGUGUACGUUCAGGAUCGCUCCUUCCGCUGUGUCCGGAAAGGUCAGCUGCUGAGCGUCAGCGUGCGAGUCAACGACUGGGUUUACAACGGCGUCCUGGUCUGCCCCGCCUGCACCGACUUCUGCGACGACUGCCUGCUCCCCCAUCAGCUCCCGCCCCUCAACGCCUCCAGGAGCAACCCCAUUGACCCGUGCUCCAGCUCUCCAGUGUAUCUGAACAUCCAGAGGAACUGACUGGGGAUCAGCCCAAAGCAGCUGCUUACAGACAGGAAGUGGACUGUAUGAUUGUUCAUGGCAGUUUGGGUGUGAAGUGACAAGUGGACGGAUAUAAAGGUACAAACACUUUUUUAAAAUUGUGCUUUUAAGCUGAAAGAUCUUCUUGUACUUCCUCUGAGUGAGACAACAUGAGGAUCUUUGCAGUUUGGUGACCCCUGGUGGCAGCAGAGGGUAACAUAUUAAAUUUAUCAGACGUGAUUUAACCCAGAAAACCUGCCAUGUAAAUAUGACUAAGACUCUGAGCUGUUUUUAGGGGCAGACCGGAUGGAUCGCUUUGGGUUCGUGACUUUGUGGUGUGGCAGUUCAGUGGUGGGGAAGGUUUCAGUGAGAAACAGUUUGUCCUGGUCAGACGUCAACCUUUUCUCAGAUUCUGCCAAAAAGGCUCUUGUGUGUAAACUAUUAAAGUGCAAAACAGCAUUUUGAAACUAUUCCUGUUGUAAAAGCAUGAGGAAAGAAAACCUCCGAUGGUAAAUUUUCAAGACCAAAGCUCACAGAUUUGAAAUGAAGCACAUUUCCUCAUUUUACCAGCUACCCCCUCAUUCUCACCAAUGUGUCCUCAAAGUGGCCAUGCUCACGAUAAUACACAGAUAAAAUCAGCCGGUAAGUGGGUCACUUCAGGGCCUGAUAACAACAUCGGACACGCCGACGCACGGUGAACGUCGUCACAGGAAUGCGUGAGACUGCAGGGGGAGGAAGAGGAGGGUGAGGCAGCUCAUCUUCAGUAAAGCAGGGCGGUGAGGCUGAAGCCACACUCUGAUCUGCCGCGAGAGGCGUCGCUCAGCAGGAAGUACUGAACGCUGAGGCGUCGUGAUAACAAGCGAAACGUCCUUCCCUGCCAGAGUGCGACUCGUUUAAAUCCCAGUUAAAAGAGAAAGUCAUUAUGAGUUUAAACUUUGUAGUUUUUAUCGCUCCUCCUCAGGACCCAUAAUGCAAAGCCGAACGAUGUGCUCACUGAACAGUAAAGAUGCCAACUUCAAUUUAAAUUAACGACUUUCCGCUCAGAAAGGUUUGGGUCAGAGUAUUUCACCCUCUCCUGAGUCUGAGCCUCAUAACUUCAUAUGUAAAACUGGUGAACGGCAAGAUUUACUACAAAUCAAACCUUCUUCCCAACUUCCUGUUGGAGGCUCCUACAACCUGAACGAACCUGCUCAGGGUCCAGCCUCCCACACCAGGAAGAGGACUGAGACACAGUCAGACCGACGCUCAGUCAGCGGGCGAUGUUGUCUCUGAGGAGCGGGUCUGCUCGCUAUGUCGGCUGACCAAUCGGCUGGAGAUCUCCUACAGCUGAUACCAGGUUUUGUUUCACAGUUUGAACAAAUGUGCUCGGAGCAGAAGGCAGGCUGACGGGUGGACUGACAGACAGGAAGAAUAAGCCAUGAACAUUCAGACAGCCAACAGCUGAACAAGCCAUAGUGUCGGGAACUCAGCGGGAAACCUGAACCUUCUGAACCACAAGGUUCCCUCCACCUGCACUGAGGUGCUCUCGCCGCCUGAGCAAUAAAACCAGAAGCAGCAGUUUCUACUGGCUUCAUACCAGUCGUCCUCAUCGUACAGGAUCAGGGCGUCGAGGCGGUCGAGCUUCCAGAGCUACACGAGCGGUCGCUGCAGCGCGGCUGUUUGUUCAUGUGAGGGAAAACAUCUGCAGACAUCUGGUUUCAUUCCAGAGUGUUGUGUUCCUGUUGUUCAGCUUGGGAUGAAACUCUUCUUCUGUUGUAUUUUAUUCAUGUGGAGCUGCAGCUUGGUGGUUGUCUCGUUUGAACAUGAAACGCUGAAGCAGAACGACUGGAAUGUUGUUGGACUUUAAUGACACGGAGAGAAUCUUGUUUCUUAUUGGUGGAACCCAGCAGCGGUUGGUUUGUCUGUCGUCUGUCUGUCUGUCCAUGUCCUUUAAACGAACGUGACUCAACAGGAAGUCGAACACGAUCAACUGCUGCUUUAUUAUUUAUACGUGUGUGUUCAUGCACUGUAAGCUUUGUUUCAUUACUGUCUGUUUUACUGUUUUAAAGGGACAUUUCACCUAAACUCACAGUCCGUUUUGAAGAUAUUUACUGUGAAGUUGCACUGCGUCAAGCACUCUCUUAACACCUCGACAUCACCUUCCUGUUGCGACUGUUCAGAGAUGCAGCUGAGUCCUUCAGAGAGACACUUUGAGUCUUUCGACUGUUUUAUUUAUUUUUAGAAAAAGGGCUGCUUUGUAAGACAAAUCAACAAAACUCUGAUAAAUUUGUCAGAAUAAAUGCUGUCUGUACUGCA